GACUUUACACGGCGGCGAUGGCCGUUACCUCUGAAACUCCCGACGGCUCUAACGGCGGCGAUCCAAACAAGAAACCAGAAGACGUCGAGAAAGAAGAGGAAGAAGAAGAGAAUCAAAAGGAGAAACCUGAAGACGAAGAAGAAGAAGAAAUACAGUAUCGCUCGAUUUCUUUCCCAAAUCUUCCACACGAUCUCACCGAACUUUGCGUCGCACUCCUCCGGAGAUGCAAUUACCCGAGCCUAUCCCUCAUCUCCAAGGGCUUUCGCACUCUUGCCGCUUCGCCGAGACUCUACGACGCUCGCUCGCGACUCGGCGUCACCGAAUGCGUUCUUUACGCCUCCAUCGGAUUCCCUACUUCCUCAAGCCCGAGCUGGUACAUUCUCCGCCGUGACGAGAUCUCCUUGCGACUGUGCAGAAUCGACAAACUCCCGAUUCAUUGGGGAUCUGCCGUCGUCACAAUCGGACCGACGAUGUACGUAAUCGGAGGAAGAUCCGACGGGAAACCCACAUCGGAUGUGACUCUAAUCGAUUGCAGAUUCCACACACAUAAAGAGCUCGGGGAUGACAUAAUCCUCCAAAUAAGCUUUAGACAGCAAACUUUAUUUGCAACCUCAAUCGAGAUCUCAAGCAGGAUCCUUUUUCCCAGGGAAGGUGUUUGGGCACGAAGGAACGAUGGUGAAGAAUUGAAGAGUUUGUGGAAAGCAUCGUCUUGUGUGGUUGAUGAUAAGCUGUAUUCGAUCGAUCCUUUGUGUAGUCUUGGACAUCCAGUAGUCGUGUAUGAUCCAACGGAGAGGACUUGGAGAUCUGUGAGAGGUGUCUAUGGUUUUCCUACUAAUAUCUCUGAUUAUGACUCUAAAAUGGCAAAUCUUGGUGGGAAGCUGGUGGUUUUGGCUGGUAAGAGCCCGUUGUUUAGGUCUGAUCAUCACGGGGAAGAAGAGAUUUGGUGCUUAGAGAUCCAUUUGGAAAGACGUCAAGAUGGUGAGAUUUGGGGGAAUGUCGAAUCAAUCAAGCGUGUGCUUACAUCAAUCGAGUCGCCUUACAUUGAGCAUUGUCGAACUUUUACCCUUUGAUGAUGCUUGGGAUUGGUGUUCUUGCAGGUGAAUCAAAGUGACUCAGAAGCUGUAUCUGACACCUCAAGAGUAACUCUUACUUCUUUACCUCUCUGCACAGUGUAUAUACUCUUUACAGAAUUAGCCUUGAGUAGAUUUCUUAAGCUGUAAAGAAGAUAGGUUUAUUCUUUUAGCU
Messenger RNA from Eutrema salsugineum, 1245 nucleotides. Its product is annotated as kelch repeat-containing protein At1g19470. Lineage: Eukaryota; Viridiplantae; Streptophyta; Magnoliopsida; Brassicales; Brassicaceae. Gene Ontology annotation, molecular function: protein binding. The coding region runs from base 18 to 1070 and encodes 350 amino acids. The transcript has 3 exons. The record is from RefSeq and is a predicted model, not a curated record.